Messenger RNA from Rhodotorula graminis WP1, 3919 nucleotides. RefSeq lists its product as uncharacterized. The transcript is spliced from 10 exons. The record is from RefSeq and is a predicted model, not a curated record. Gene Ontology annotation, biological process: fungal-type cell wall biogenesis; signal transduction; protein phosphorylation. The coding region runs from base 7 to 3834 and encodes 1275 amino acids. NCBI's taxonomy places the organism in Eukaryota, Fungi, Basidiomycota, Microbotryomycetes, Sporidiobolales, Sporidiobolaceae. Gene Ontology annotation, molecular function: ATP binding; diacylglycerol-dependent serine/threonine kinase activity.
GGCACGAUGAGCUCGCACGCCUCGUCGUCGUCCGCCUCGGGCGAGUACGCCCAGAAGCUCGCGUCCCUCCACGCCCGCAUCCUCAAGGAGCGCAAGAUCCUCGAAGGGUUCCAGGCCAUGCGCGCCGCGACCGCCAACCAGGACGUCAUCCGCACGUGCGACGCCAAGAUCCGCGACGCGCAGCGCACGAUCGGUUGGUUCGAGGACUCGAUCCGGCAGCUCGAGGACCGCGGCGCUCAGCAGCAGCAGCAGCCUCGCGCACCGGCUCCCGGCCAGGGCUACGGCCAGGGCCAGGGCCAGGGCGGGCGCCAGUCGUUUGACGACCCGCGCCAGCAGCGCAUGCCGCCGUCGGGCGCGGCGGCGUCGUACGCGAGCGCUCCUCCUCCCGGCGCCGCGCCGAGCUACGUCCAGCCCCAGGCGUACGGCGCGGCAGGCCCGCACGGCCGCAUCGAGGCGAGGGACGCCGUCGUGCCGGCCGGGCCGGGAGGAGCCAUGAUCUUCGGCGGGCAGAAGGCGCGCGACCAGUUCACCAACCUCGACCUGAUCAAGUCGGACACGCCGCUCACGACGGCCAAGAUCUCGCGCAUGCUCCACCAGCUCGAGUUCAAGUUGCACGUCGAGCGCCAGUACAAGGAGGGCAUCGACAAGAUGGCCAAGCUCUACUUGGUCGACGGCGACAAGAAGGCUCGGGCCGACACCGAGAACAAGCGCGUCGAGUCGAAGCAGAAGAUGGUCCUCCUCAACCAGGCGCUCAAGAAGUACAAGGCGCUCGACGUCAUGGGCGAGCUCGGCGAGGAGGAGGACAGCAUCCCCGAGGACGUCAAGUCGAACCUGCGCCGGCCGCUGUCGGGCGCGCUCCAGAUCACGAUCAAGCAGGCGCGCGAGCUCGCGCACGCGCCGCAGCCCAAGAAGAGCAAGCACCCGUCCGAGACGAUUAUCUACGUCAAGGUCGAGGACACGCCUCGCGCGCGCACGCACCCGGCCCGCCACGACCGGUGGAACGAGGACUUCGAGAUCCACGUCGACAAGGCCAACGAGUGCGAGGUCACCAUCUACGACAAGGUGCCCGGCGAGGGCGCGCCCGUCCCGAUCGGCAUGCUGUGGCUCCGCCUGAGCGACAUCGUCGAGGAGCUGCGCCGCAAGAAGAUGGGCGCCGAGGCCGGCCCCGGGUGGGUCACGGCGGCGAGGGUCGCCCAGGGCCAGGGCAGCGGCGGGAGCGGGACCCUCCUCCCCGGCGGCGCGGUCGUCGCAGGAGGAGCAGGAGCAGGUGCAGACGGUGCGGCGGGCGGGCUCAACCGCGAGCAGAGCCUCGCGGGGACGUUCGGCGUCGGCGGCGCGGCGGGAGCGGGCGAGGGCAUCGACGCCUGGUUCGCCGUCGAGCCCGAGGGCGCCAUCCAGCUGCACCUCAACUUCGUCAAGUCGAACGUCCGCAAGCGACCCUACGACGCCGGCGGCCUCGGCCGUCAGGGCGCCGUCCGCAAGCGCAAGGACUCGAUCCACGAGCAGAACGGCCACAAGUUCGUCACCAAGCAGUUCUACACGGUCGUCCUGUGCGCCCUGUGCGGCGAGUUCCUCCUGAAAGGCGCCGGCAUGCAGUGCGAGGACUGCAAGUACGCCUGCCACGGCAAGUGCUACCAGAAGGUCGUCACCAAGUGCAUCUCGAAGAGCAACACGGACUCGGACAAGGACGAGGAGACGAUCAACCACCGCAUCCCUCACCGCUUCGAGCCGAUCACCAACAUCUCGCCCAACUGGUGCUGCCACUGUGGCCUCGUCCUCCCGCUCGGCCGCAAGCAGGCGCGCAAGUGCACCGAAUGCGGCGUGACGGCGCACACCGACUGCAUGCACCUCGUGCCCGACUUUUGCGGCAUGUCGAUGGAAACGGCCAACAAGCUCCUCGCCGACAUCAAGUCGAUCAACAGCAGCCGUCGCGCCGGCGCGACUCGCCAGACGGCUCGCCCGCUCCCGCCGUCCCAGUCGCAGACGCAGCUAUCGACGCCGCAGGACGCCUACGCCGCCCGGCCGCACCCGGGCCCGAAGCAGGACCAGCUCUCGAGCGACGUCGGCCGGCUCAACCUCGUCGGCGCGCAGGAGCAGCAGGCGCCGUACUCGUCGUCGGCCCCGGUCCAGCGCGUACCUGUGCCUCAGCUCGACCCGUACGGCCAGCCGCAGCAGCAGCAGCAGCAGCAGCAGCAGGGCGCGCCGCAAGUUCCGCCGCCGCCCCGUCACUCGUCGGCCUCGACCGUCUCGUCGUUCGGCAACGACGCUCGCGACUCGAUCGGGUCCCUCAUCGGCGGCUACACGAGCGACGGCACCGGGCGCCAGGCCCCGCCGACGUCGCAGCAGCCGCCGACGUUCCAGCCGUACAAGCCGGCGCCGCAGCCGCAGUCGGCGUACCAGCAGGGCGCUCCUCCUGUCCUCCAGCACCCGGUACCGCCGCAGCAGCAGCCUUCGUCGGCACCGUCGAGCCACCAGCCAUACAUGCAGCAGCUCGUCACGCCCGUCCCUCCUCGGUUCCAGCCGCAGCAGCCGGCACCGCCUCCCGCCCACCAGCAGUACGCCUCGCCCUCGCCAUCUCGCCUCCCGCCUCAGCAGCAGCAGCAGUCGUACCCGUCGCAGGGUUACGCCCACCCGCAGGCGCCGGCGCCUCAGCAGCCGGUCGCGCCGGCGCCCGUCCCGCCUCAGCAGCCGCAGCUCGCGCCGCCGGUCGGUCACGCGCCGCCGCCAGUCGUCCAGCAGCAGCCGCCACCGCCUCAGCAGCAGCAGCAGCAGCAGCUCGUCUCGUCGCCGCAAAAGCAGGUCGCAGCUCCGUCGCCGGCGCCCGCACGGCAGCGCAAGGUCGGGCUCGACGACUUCAACUUCCUCGCCGUUUUGGGCAAGGGCAACUUUGGCAAGGUCAUGCUCGCCGAGGAGAAGACGACGGCGCAGCUGUACGCCAUCAAGGUCCUCAAGAAGGAGUUCAUCGUCGAGAACGACGAGGUCGAGUCGACCAAGUCGGAGAAGCGCGUCUUCCUCGCCGCCGCGCGCGAGCGGCACCCGUUCCUCCUCGGCCUGCACUCGUGCUUCCAGACCGAGACGCGCAUCUACUUUGUCAUGGAGUACGUGUCGGGCGGCGACCUGAUGCUGCACAUCCAGCGCGAGCAGUUCACGCCGCGCCGCGCCAAGUUUUACGCCGCCGAGGUCCUCCUCGCCCUCGAGUACUUCCACAAGAACGGCAUCGUGUACCGCGACCUCAAGCUCGACAACAUCCUGCUCACGCUCGACGGGCACGUCAAGGUGGCCGACUACGGCCUGUGCAAGGAGGACAUGUGGUUCGGCAAGACGACGUCGACGUUCUGCGGCACGCCCGAGUUUAUGGCGCCCGAGAUCAUCCUCGAGCAGCGGUACGGGCGCAUGGUCGACUGGUGGGCGUUCGGCGUCCUCAUCUACGAGAUGCUCCUCGGCCAGUCGCCGUUCCGAGGCGACGACGAGGACGAGAUCUUUGACGCCAUCCUCGAGGACGAGCCGCUGUACCCGAUCCACAUGCCUCGCGAUAGCGUGUCGAUCCUGACAAGGCUCCUCACCAAGGACCCGGCCCGCCGACUCGGCGCGAGCGAGGCCGACGCCGCCGAGAUCAAGUCGCACCUGUUCUUCAAGGACACCAACUGGGACGACGUCUUCCACAAGCGCAUCCCGAGUCCGUUCUACCCGGCCAUCUCGUCGGCCACCGACACGUCCAACUUUGACAAAGAGUUCACGAGCGAGCAGCCGACGCUCACGCCCGUCCACUCGACCCUGUCGGCCAAGGACCAGCAAGAGUUUGCCGCCUUUGACUGGAGCGCGUCGUGGGCAUAAGCCUCGCUUCGACCCGGCGGCGGUGACGACAAGAGGGAGAGGGGCAGUCAUUCUCUGUGUGCAACGACGAUUGACGAUUCACGAC